UCAUACUUUCUUCACAGGCACAACCAUGGCUGGAAAGCUCCUUACUCCAGCCGUAACAGGCGCUCUCCUCUUCGCGCUGACCUCAUCUCCCGAUCGCGUCAGAGAACCACUCCUCGCACAGCUCAGGCAAUACCUCUCAAUCGAGAACAUCGGACGUCUGAUCACAGGCUUGAAAUGGCUCGUGGCUCUCGGCGUCAUCAGCGAUGCAAACAAGUGGCUCUCCGAGCUCGCACAAAACAACUUCCGACUGAGAUCUGAGAAGCACAGAUACCACUGGCCUCAAGAAGUUGCAGUCAUUACCGGAGCUACAGGAGGCUUCGGAAGUCUCAUGUCCAAAGACUUCGCGUCGCGAGGUGUCAACGUCAUGGCGCUGGACGUCCGUGAUGACCUUCCAGCGGAUAUGAAGAACAACCCCAAGAUCCACUACUUCAAGUGCGAUGUGACAAAUCGCCAACAAGUCGCCGACGUUGCAAGACAAAUCCGCGAGGAGCACGGCGACCCAAGCAUUCUGAUCAACAAUGCUGGUAUCUCAAGCGAAGGACCGAUUCUCGACCAGACUCAAGAAAGUCUGCGCCGAGUGUUCGAUAUCAACAUCAUUUCCCACUACUAUACUGUUCAAGAAUUUCUUCCGGCUAUGGCCAAGAACAAGAAGGGACAUGUUGUUACCAUCGCAUCCAUGGCUGCUUUCGUGACAACUCCAGGUCUUGUUCCCUACAGCAACACCAAGGUGGCCGCUUGGGGCUUCCACGAGGGUCUCCAACAAGAGACGCGAGUCUUCCUUGAUGCGCCAGAAGUCAAGUUUUCUGUCGUUCACCCAUCGUUCGCGAACACCCCUAUGGUGGCGCCAUUCAAGACCGAACUCGAGGCUAGCGGAGCACGUGUCAUUACAGCCGAGAGUGUCUCGGAUGCUGUGGUGAAGCAAGUCAUCAGCGGACGAGGCAAGCAGAUCAUCUUGGCUGGUAAUGUGGGCGCCGCAGUGUUCCUAAGGUCUGUGCCACACUGGUUGAGCCUUGGAAUCUUCAGUCUUGGAGACAAGAGGACGAGAGUAAGUCUUGAUGUUGCUUUGCCCUCCUCGAAGUGAACCCAAUGCUAAUAUCUGCCAGGCAUCGUACAAGAAACUUAUCACCAAAUCAUCGACGCAUAAGGCUCGUUAGACGGAUUUUGAAGAGUUGGAUGCUGUAAUAGAUACCCAUUAGUAUGCCGGAAGCA
Messenger RNA from Cercospora beticola, 1209 nucleotides. The record is from RefSeq and is a predicted model, not a curated record. Lineage: Eukaryota; Fungi; Ascomycota; Dothideomycetes; Mycosphaerellales; Mycosphaerellaceae.